GGUAAAAUAGUCCUUUGUGGCGGCGACCUUCCUAUCGAGAGAGAAACUAAACAAGUGUUUGUUUGGGGGGGAAAUUUUUCUCAUGCGCCACGGAAAAAAAACUCUCUGGUAAGCCACAUCUCUCAUUUCUAGGUUUUUUGUAUUAAUAUCUUGGUAUUAAACUACAACACUUGGAAUUGAAAAGAUUACGCGUUCAAAAAGAUUAGGUUUUGCUUAAUUUCCUUUGUCAGAUCUACUGCUAUCUUGAAAAUUAGGUUUUUCUUGAGUUUAUAAUUUAUAUAAAAAAGGUAUUUUGCCCUUUGGGGGGUUGGGUUCGAGAAUUUCGAGUUAAUUAAAGUGUGGGGUUUGCUCAAUUUCUUUAUCAGAUCUGUGCGUACUGAUUUUAGGUUUUUUUUUUUUUUUUUGAGCUCACUUCGAAAAUUGGUAGAUAUUAGGUUUCUUCUCUUUUGGGAUUGGGAAUUUGAAAUUGAGAAGAUUACGAGUUGAAAAGAGUGGUGUGCUUCCCAGUUUCUUUAUUGGAUCUUUUAGAAUUGAGUUUUAGGGUUUUUUAUCUUUUCUUUUUUAUAGUGUUUAGAGUUUGGUGAAUUAGGGGUUUUGGUGGUUUAGAUUUGGUAUUUGUGGUUCGGAUAUAUAUGGCUGCUGGAAGGAAUGGGAGUUUUCGUGAUAAUGAUUUGAAAGAACGAGAAUCUGAAGCUGAAGUAACCAAAAGGAGGGAUUUUUAUUAUCUAAAGGAAGAAUAUGAUCGAUUUGGGAACAAUUGUGGGAGUGGUGAUCGAGGAAUGAGGGGGUCUGGAGAAUUUGAUAGGAAGAAAGAAAGGGAUGCUGGUGAUGAGGAUAAUAGGGAGAGAUUUAGAGUUAGACAGAAGGAUAUUAAAGAGAGAGAAGUAGGUAGUAAUGGUGUGUAUCGUUCUUCUUCUUCUCCAUCUAGUAUGAGUAACUCAGGUAGUGGUGGUAGGCGAGCAGGAGCUGAGGUUUCUGUUAGAACAGCAGGUGAUAGAGAACCCGGUGAAUUGUCGAGCGGAAGUGGAUCUGAGGAUGGGGACAUUGUUUCAGAAUCUCGGGUUAGCAGGGAUAAUGAGGUUUCGAAGCCUGAAAAUGGUGUAGAUGUAAAGAGAAAGUUUACUCCAAUUGUGUGGGACCGGGAAGAGAAAGAAAGGAACAAAACAUCUGCUGAUCGGGUUACUGUUUCACUGAGCUCAAAGCUUCCUCCUCCUCCACCAAUGCCAAAAUCUUUUCGUCAGUCACCUAAUGUUGUUAUUGGUGGUGGUGUGCAGAUUUCUCCUAUUAUACCUAACCGAUUGCCCAGUCCACUGCCUUCACUGGCCAAGCCUCCCAUUGCUCCUAGUUCUGCUAGGUCUGCUGUAUCUGAAUCUUCAGAAGUAUCAUCCCCUUCACCAUCUCAUGAGCAUCAGUGGAGUAAUGAUCAAGAACCAGGGAAGUUGGAAGAAGAUGAUUAUGUUUCCACACUGAACAUCUCAGCUUCACGUUGGGCGGAUGAGAGUAAUUCACCUGGUAAUGUUGGGGAAAGUUCUGACCAUGAAGACAUGUCUAAAAGAAGAAAGAAAAGUUCAGUUUCUAGGUUGUUCAAUGGCAAAGUGAAGACGAAGGCAUUUACACCUGAGCUUGAUGAGCCCAGAAAAGAAGGCUCAGUUGGUAACCGAGUCAGAUCAUCAGAGUCUGGCGGAGGUCGCAACACUGGGUCUGCCAGUGAAGGUGAGUACCCUGAUAGAGAAUCGGGUAAAAUUGAUAAUAUGGAGGUUGACGAAGAGGAUAUGAACAGAAAUGGAAGUGCCUACCGUUCAGACUCGGAUUCUGAUGAAAUUAGGGAUUCUGCUCGAACGCCAGAGCCAAUAGCCCCUCCACACAGAAGUAUAAACAUGCUACAGGGGUGUAGAAGUGUUGAUGAAUAUGAGCGGCUUAACAAGAUAGAUGAAGGCACUUAUGGUGUUGUAUAUAGAGCGAAGGAUAAGAAGACGGGUGAAAUUGUUGCUUUGAAGAAGGUGAAAAUGGAGAAAGAAAGAGAGGGUUUUCCUUUAACUUCUCUGAGGGAAAUAAACAUUCUCUUGUCUUUCCAUCAUGAGUCAAUUGUCGAUGUCAAAGAAGUUGUCGUAGGGAGCAACCUUGAUAGUAUUUUUAUGGCGAUGGAGUAUAUGGAACAUGAUCUCAAAGGGCUGAUGGAAUCUAUGAAGCAGCCAUUUAGUCAGAGUGAAGUAAAAUGUCUGAUGCUACAAUUACUGGAGGGUGUUAAGUAUCUUCAUGAUAAUUGGGUGCUUCAUAGGGACUUAAAAACAUCUAAUUUGCUUCUGAAUAACCGUGGUGAGUUGAAGAUCUGUGACUUUGGGUUAUCUCGUCAAUAUGGGAGUCCGUUGAAGCCCUACACUCAUUUGGUAGUUACUUUAUGGUACAGGGCACCUGAACUUCUGUUGGGAGCAAAAUUAUACUCAACAGCUAUUGACAUGUGGUCCCUGGGUUGCAUUAUGGCUGAGUUCUUAGGUAAAAAACCACUUUUUACUGGGAAAACUGAAGUAGAUCAACUAGACAAGAUUUUCCGGAUUCUUGGCACACCGAACGAGACGAUCUGGACAGGUUUUUCAAAAUUACCUGGGGUGAAGGUCAACUUUCUUAAGCAUCCGUACAACCUACUGCGUAAGAAAUUUCCAGCCACAUCUUUCACUGGAUCCCCAAUCCUGUCUGAUUCUGGAUUUGAUUUACUGAAUAAACUUCUCACAUAUGACCCAGAAAAGAGGAUCACAGCAGAAGAUGCCCUUAACCACCAGUGGUUCCGUGAAGUUCCUUUACCUAAAUCAAAGGACUUUAUGCCAACAUUUCCUGCUCAACAUGCUCAAGACAGGCGGCUACGAAGAGUUAUGAAGAGUCCAGAUCCAUUAGAAGAGCAGCGAAGGAAGGAGUUGAAACAAAGGGAGUUGGGUACCACUGGUUUGUUUGGGCAGGAUAGACAAAUAUGAUUGUUCUCAACAGCUGGGCUUCAGAUUCCAGUGCCAUCCAGCUUGAAGUGAGAGAUUAGAGUUGCAGGAUAUUCAUUUUCCUCAGAGCCCUGAUGACUUUAAUGCGCUCUGUUUCUUUUGAUGUCAAGUUGAUGUGAAGUUGGGGACUGCGACCUCUGGUUUUCAUACCUGAAGAAGUUUGAUGGAAUUACGUUUUCACUUCAAAGGUAAUUAUGUCCAAAUAGUUGUGGAAUAUAGAGCAAAAUUUGGGGUUUUGCUUUUCAGUCAGGAUUAUCUACCUUCAGAAACAUAUUUUGAACACUUGGUAUUCUGAUGAUGUUAGCUUGGUGCUUACAGGCUCUGUUACAAGUAAUGUUGACGUGAUGGUUGAAUUUGUGUAGGCUUUAAUUUUGUUUCUUACUUGAGGGAAUUGGAACUGUUUACAACUUCGCUAGGGCAAUAGUGACUAUCCUUUUGUAAGAAUUUGAUGUGGUCCUGGCAUAGAUGUAGGUAAAUGCAUUUGAAGGUGAUCACCAACGUGAACUCAUAGCAGUACCUGCUUUUUGGUCAUCCCGUAUUGAACUUCAAUAGCUAUCUGGCGGGAGAUUUCUUAUGGUCAUUACCUUGCUUCCCCUUCAUUUCUCUUCAAAAACUGAUCUGGGUUCCCUCGAGUAGUCAGAGAAGCUUACCAAAGUGUGCAUCACUACAAUCAGCAAUAACAUAUGUGCUCUGAUCUCCUUAUUCUUCUUUUGAUUCUGUUUUCUUUUGUCUUACGCAAAUCCUUGCCAGCGUGUUUUGGUAGAUUCUUGGCUUAGAUUUCAAGAUGUAAAGGGGUGUGGGAUGUAUUGCUUUUAUGUCGUAGUUUGACCAAUUUGAAGCAUUUUGCUGGCUCCGUAAUUACAUGACACUUGUAUGCAAAUGCCACUGCAGUGUCAAACAACGCAGAUUGAGGAGAAUAGCAAUCAUUCAAGAAUCUGUAGAACUGCAGUCGUAUUUUCGGUGCUUCAGAUAUCUAUUCCAUCAUGUCUUGCUCAUCAGAGCAUCAGUAAAUUUACAGUUACGUUAGCAUCUUGGGUUGGAGCAUAGUCAUAUCUGCGCAACAAUUGUUAUAUCUUAUUGUAAGCAUCAUUUUAUCUUUUCAUAACCACUGUGCUUCAUCUGAAGAGAUCUAGCUAAGUAACUAUUGAAGGAUUAUGACACGGUUCUGCAGUGAAAUCCCCCUUGGCGAAUAACCAGAGAGAGUUUAGUUGUCCGUUCAUAAUUUCCAAGUUUUUGCUUUUGAAAGGUAUUCACUACACUGAAAUAGUUGAGGAGUUGCGCAGAAAUAUGUCGAUAACGUGAAUAUUAUUCGAUUAUUUUGUCUGUAACAUGCAUUUGCUCCUCUUUGGAUCCUCGAUUUAUAAGGCGCAUAUUAAAUGUCUUUCAUCUUCAACAAGGUGGGCUUUCUUUAGGUUGAGGAUGUGUAAAUCUUUGGUCGUGUUUGUUUUAAGAGGAAGCUUUCAAACCCCAGAAUCGGGGGUAAUCCCAAAUGGAUGUCAGCAAGUUGUUAAAAAAAAGUUGGUGCACUCGGUAUAUACUAGACUAGAGUCAUGCAAGUGGCACCCUGUGAUUAUUCAAAUUCAGCCAAGUAACUGAGAGAAAGAACAAACAUAACAAGUUCAGAAUUCUUGUUGUUAGAUUCCCAUUUUUAACUCUUACUCAGACCGUGAUUGUUCAAUAUUUAA
Papaver somniferum (opium poppy) is the source of this 4669-nucleotide messenger RNA. Its product is annotated as cyclin-dependent kinase G-2-like. Gene Ontology annotation, cellular component: nucleus. The transcript has 9 exons. The record is from RefSeq and is a predicted model, not a curated record. Gene Ontology annotation, molecular function: ATP binding; cyclin-dependent protein serine/threonine kinase activity. Bases 633 to 2966 code for a protein of 777 amino acids. Gene Ontology annotation, biological process: regulation of mitotic cell cycle; protein phosphorylation. NCBI's taxonomy places the organism in Eukaryota, Viridiplantae, Streptophyta, Magnoliopsida, Ranunculales, Papaveraceae.